Sphaeramia orbicularis (orbiculate cardinalfish) is the source of this 1633-nucleotide messenger RNA. Its product is annotated as cadherin-7-like. Gene Ontology annotation, cellular component: catenin complex; adherens junction; plasma membrane. Gene Ontology annotation, molecular function: cadherin binding; calcium ion binding; beta-catenin binding. The transcript is spliced from 8 exons. NCBI's taxonomy places the organism in Eukaryota, Metazoa, Chordata, Actinopteri, Kurtiformes, Apogonidae. Gene Ontology annotation, biological process: cell-cell junction assembly; cell migration; cell-cell adhesion mediated by cadherin. The coding region runs from base 32 to 1633 and encodes 533 amino acids. The record is from RefSeq and is a predicted model, not a curated record.
CUGGCCUCAGUACAUUUUGGAGCGGACCCAGAUGAUGGGGUGGUGCUGCUCGGGCAUAUGCACAGCCCUAGCUCUCCUGGCACUCCUGUUGCCCUUGCGGGAGAGGGCCUGCUUGGGACUGAAUCCCAGCUCUGGGGAUCUGGAGAAGUCCCCGCUCUCUGAUCCAGGCCCAUGGGAGGCCCUACACAGGCACAAACGCAGCUGGGUAUGGAACCAGUUCUUCGUAUUGGAGGAGUACACGGGAAAUGAGCCACUCUAUGUUGGCAAGCUUCACUCAGAUGUGGACAAAGGAGAUGGCAAGGUCAAGUAUGUAUUAUCUGGGGAAGGAGCCACCUCCAUCUUCACCAUUGAUGAGAACACAGGGGACAUCCACGCCACGAAGCGCCUCGAUCGGGAGGCCCAGGCCUACUAUACCCUUCAAGCCCAGGCGGUGGAUCGACUCACCAAUUUACCAGUGGAGCCCAAGUCUGAGUUUGUGGUCAAGGUCCAGGACAUCAACGAUAAUGAGCCCAAGUUCCUUGACGGACCGUACUUGGCAGGGGUUCCGGAGAUGUCGCCGUUAGGAACCAUGGUAGUGCAAGUGGCAGCCACAGAUGCAGAUGACCCAACAUAUGGGAACAGUGCCAGGGUGGUCUACAGCAUCAUCCAUGGGCAACCGUACUUCUCAGUGGAGCCAAAGACAGGUGUCAUCAGAACAGCUCUGCCCAACAUGGACCGGGAGACCAGGGACCAGUACGUGCUCAUCAUCCAGGCCAAAGACAUGGUGGGUCAGAUGGGCGGUCUCUCGGGCACCACGUCCGUCACUGUCACGCUGACCGAUGUCAACGACAACCCGCCUCGCUUCACUCACAAGAACUAUCAGUACACGGUGCCGGAGUCACUGCCCGUUCAGUCUGUUGUGGCCAGAAUCAAGGCAGCUGAUGCCGACAUAGGCUCCAACGCAGAGAUGGACUACAGGAUCAUGGACGGGGACGGACCGGGCAUGUUCAACAUUACAACCGAUGAAGACACACAGGAUGGAGUCAUCAUUCUCUUAAAGCCUCUAGACUUCGAGACAAAGAGCAGCUUUUCACUGAGAAUCGAAGCCACAAACAGGAAUAUUGACUCCAACUUUUUGAGCCUGGGUCCAUUUAGCGACACCACAUCAGUCAAGGUGACGGUGGAAGACGUGAACGAGGCGCCGGUCUUUUCCACGCCGCUCAGCAAGAUGGUCAUUUCAGAGGACGCCAAAGUGGGCACCUCCAUCGGGAGAGUCUCCGCCCACGACCCAGACACCACCAACAGCGCCAUCAGGUACUCCAUAGACAGGAACACAGACUUGGAGCGCUUCUUUAACGUGGAUGCUCACAGCGGGGUCAUCAGCACUGCCAAACCUCUGGACCGUGAAGCGAACUCGGUCCAUAACCUCACCAUCUUCGCCAUCGAGCACCAGGAUCCAGCCCAAAUUGGGAAAGGCAUCACUGUCAUCACGGUGCUGGACAUAAACGAUAACGCCCCAGUCUUUGCCAUAGACUAUGAAACUCUCCUCUGUGAACACACCAUGCCAGGACAGGUAAGACCCAGAAACAGCUCUGCAGUUGGUCUGCUUUUCUUUUCCUUUUUCCCUCUCGCCUCCCAUGCGCUUGAAGUUUGA